Molecule: messenger RNA, 453 nt
Organism: Daldinia decipiens
Lineage: Eukaryota; Fungi; Ascomycota; Sordariomycetes; Xylariales; Hypoxylaceae
Product: cell cycle control protein cwf14
Exons: 2
Coding region: 1-453 (150 amino acids)
Biological process (GO): mRNA splicing, via spliceosome
Cellular component (GO): spliceosomal complex; nucleus
Source: RefSeq, a predicted model, not a curated record
AUGCCACCGGUCAGAUCCCUCGGCUCGUCACGAUCCAAGAAGCCGCCAGCCGGGUUCGACGACAUCCGUGACGACCUCGAGAUCUUCAACAUCAAGAUGAAGGACGCGCAGAACUUGCCUACAAGCAACAUCCCGAAGCACCAGGCGCAAUGGCCCAUUUUCCAGAUCUCCCAUCAGCGAAGCCGAUAUAUCUACGAGCUCUACUACGAGAAGGAGGCUAUCAGCAAGCAGCUGUACGACUGGCUGCUCAAGAACGGAUACGCCGACGCUAUGCUGAUUGCUAAGUGGAAGAAGCAGGGAUACGAGAAGCUAUGCUGUCUUCGCUGUAUCCAGACCAAGGAGACCAACUUCCAGUCGACGUGCGUCUGCCGAGUACCCAAAGCCCAGUUGAAGGACGAACAGGACGUCCAAUGUGUUAGUUGCGGCUGCAGGGGUUGUGCUUCGAGCGAUUAA